CAAUGGGCAGCUCAAUUUGACAAGGCGGGAAAAAAAAAACACAGAUCGCGAGAAAACUGUAUUAGGGGUAAAUCCCCUAAACUUAACCACAGUGAAAGUUAAAAAAAACUAAUACAUAGUACUCAGCUUCAGGAGCACGGUAAAAACUAGUCAACCGGGGUCAGGAAACAGACAUCAAGUCCAAUACAAAUUCCAUUCCUUGAGUAAGUCUUUUAGGAUUUGAAUCUCUCUCUGUCUAUAUUUUGUCCCACAAUUCUAGAGAGAGAAAAGCGCCUCCCAGAUUACGGGUUAGAGAGAGAGAGAGAGAAGAAAGAAAGAAAGAAACAGAGAGAAAUCUUAGGGUGAAGCUGUCCGUAAAACCUCAACAAUGGCGUUGGUUUCUUUCUUUGGAAGGCUUCUUUUCGUCUCCGUCUUCGUCCUUGCCGCUUACCAAGAGUUUAAUGGAUUUGGGGAUGAUGGUGGGCUUGCUGCAAAGACUUUGAAGCCAAAGUUUAACACUUUCUCAAAGCAUUUUACCACCCAAACUGGUCUUCAAUUUCCUCAUGUGGAGAUAAAGUACUUAGUUUUGGGUGCUAUAGUCCUGAAGAGUCUCGGAAGCCUUCUUUUUGUCCUCGGCAGCUCUCUUGGAGCUUAUCUUCUGCUCUUGCAUCAGGCAGUUGCCACUCCGGUGUUGUAUGAUUUCUACAACUAUGAUGCUGACAGCAAAGUGUCUGGUCGACUGUUUCACAAAUUUGCUGAGGUUAGUCAUUCCCCUGUUCACUUAUGAAUAGUCAUUAUAAUACUUCAAAGUAGCUGGAAGCAUAAUAUUGAUCGUGAUUACACAAUUAUCUUUGGUUCAGAACUUGGCUUUGCUCGGCGCCUUGCUCUUCUUCAUUGGCAUGAAAAACUCAAUGCCCAGAAGAGCAUUGAAGAAGAAGGCCCCCAAAGCAAAAACAACUUGAAGAAGGGGUUUCCAAGAUUGAAUUGCGGCUGGGGAAUGACAAUCCUGUUGCAAAGCUUGCUCGAGCUUCUGUAGUGAUCGAUACUUUUGGAGGAUCGGAAUUUUGUAGCUUCACUUCAUUGACAUUCGGUUCAUUUUGAUUUUCCCCUCUUGAGGUUAUCUUGUCUCGCUUUUAGGUUAUUUUUUUGACUGGCUUGUUAUGAUUAACUGAAUCCCCAAAAAUUAUUAGUUCAAAUGAAGCCUAUUAGUGCUAUUGAUUUCUUUUGUGCUGCUA
Messenger RNA from Oldenlandia corymbosa var. corymbosa, 1214 nucleotides. Lineage: Eukaryota; Viridiplantae; Streptophyta; Magnoliopsida; Gentianales; Rubiaceae. The record is from the annotation of a GenBank genome assembly.